Messenger RNA from Prunus armeniaca (apricot), 282 nucleotides. The record is from the annotation of a GenBank genome assembly. Lineage: Eukaryota; Viridiplantae; Streptophyta; Magnoliopsida; Rosales; Rosaceae.
AUGAGUGACUUCUUGAGGGAGCUUACUGACAAUUUCAACACGGCAGACCUGGAAAGAGAUGGAGAGACACAACCGCCUCAACAAGAGACAACAUUACAACAAGAUAAUCUAGAAAAUUUGUGGAACAAGUCAGUCUUCAAUGGUGACCUCAACAACAACGUCGAAGGUAUGAUAAAUGAGGCAAGCAUCAGUUCGAGGGGACGCCAGCUAGAGGUUGGCAUAUGGACCGAAGAACUGGACAAACGAACCAAACUAGAAGGAUGUUCAACCCCUUACCCAUAG